AACCGUUUGUUUACAUUUAUGGAAAAGUCGUUGUUAGCCAAAACAGACGCCCUCUUUUAUAAUUCAUGAUUGCUUUUAAAAGAGAUAAUUUUACUAAAGUCUUACAACAAUGCGAACGGUACCAAAAUGGGUUAAUAAGAUCCAUGAAGCUGACAAAGUUGAAUCAUCAAGUGUCCAUGCAAUAUGCUUCAAUCCUGAAGGUACACAGUUGGUUGUUGGUGCUGGUGAGAAAGUUAUGGUUUAUGAUCCAAGAGAUGGAGCAUUGGUACAACUUCUUCAAGCUCAUAAAGCCCCCGUGUAUGCUGUUGCAUAUUGUGGUGACGGGAAAAAGUUUGCAAGUGGUAGUGCAGACAAAAAUGUUAUAAUAUGGACAUCUAAGAUGGAAGGGGUUGUGAAAUAUUCACACAGUGAAUCCAUCCAAUGUUUGGCAUAUAAUCCUGUUUCUCUACACUUGGCAUCUUGUGCUUUAUCAGACUUUGCGUUCUGGUCCGCUGAUGUGAAGGCGGUACAGAAGUAUAAGGUGUCUGGUCGCAUCACAAGUUGCGCUUGGUCAGAGAAUGGACAGUUUUUAGCUAUUGGGCUUGCCAUUGGUGCAGUAUCUUUGAGGAAUAAAAUCGGAGAUGAAAUACAGUUAAUACAAAGAGAAGCACCCAUAUGGGCUGUGGCAUUCUCAAAUAACACACUAUUAGUCACCGACUGGAAUGAAACAAUGUCUUUUUAUAAUGUAAAGGGUCAACAAGUAUUAAAAGAUAGGUUUUUAGGUAUAGCAGCAUUGUCGAUAUCAAUAUUCGAGGCACUUGUACUCGUUGGCGGCAUGGGUGGGUGGGCGUUGCUGACAACUGAGGGUGUUGUAAUGAUGAAGACUCCACAAGAUUGGGUGUGGUCGGUCGCACCAUCUCCCGCGCAAAAUACUAUGGCAGUGGCGUGUCAAGAUGGUACAUUAUGGUGUUAUCAAAUAGUAUUCAGCACAGUCCAUGGGUUGUAUCGCGAAAGAUAUGCUUAUCGUGAGAACAUAACUGACGUCAUAAUACAACAUUUAACAACUGGUAACAAGGUUCGGAUCAAAUGUCACGACAGAGUUCAGAAAAUCGCUAUAUAUAAACAUAGAUUAGCGGUGCAAUUACCAGAGAGGGUGGUUGUUUAUGAACAAGGAGAUCCAGAAGGGAUGAUGUAUAGGGUGAAAGAGAAGUUGCCGCAGAAAUCAGAAUGCUCCCUCCUUAUAGCAACAAGCGACGCUUUGCUACUUUGUCAGGAUAAUAAGUUGUCGGUGAUCGGGAAAAAAACUUCAAGUUCAUGGUCUUUUCCUGCACCGAUUCGCUACGUCAAAGUUACUACAAUAUAUUUUAUGGAAGUUCUUCUCUUAGGCCUUCUUAAUGGGCAGAUAUGGCAAGUUGAGCCCAAAGAUGGUACCAGUAAAGUGAUAAUUACAACACCCUGCGGUGUUCGAUGUCUUGAUGUUAGUGCUUCUCGCAAUAGCCUAGCAGUCGUUGACGAUCUGUCCGUCUGUAGAGUUUACUGCUUACCAACUGCUGAAUUGCUGUAUUCCGAAGAGAAUGUUUCAUCUGUGGCUUGGAACUCAUUAUGUGAUGAAUUGCUCUGCCUGUCUGGUGGAGGCUUGCUGUCUAUAAAGGCAGGCAAAUUCCCAGCGGCGAGACAACCGCUUGCAGGAUCCGUUGUUGGAUUUCAGGGUGGUCGUGUAUUCUGUUUGCAAUCAAGUGCCAUGCAAACCAUAAACGUGCCACUCUCCCAUGCUGUACAUCAAUACGUUCAAAAGAAGAUGUUCAAUGACGCGUAUGCGGUAGCUUGUUUGGGUGUCACAGCACUUGAUUGGGAACGACUUGGUUUAGCUGCCUUCGAUGAACUUUCUUUCGAAGUUGCUAGAAAGGCAUUUCAGAGAAGUGAAAAUAUCACUUACCUCACACUUAUUGAUCAAUUACAGGAAAAACUAGAAGCUGGAGAGAAGCGAGGAGUAGUUUUGGGUGAAGUCCUAGCGUAUAGAGGAAAAUAUAACGAAGCGGCGAACUCCUUCCAAACUUCGGGACGCGAUGAUCGAGCACUUAACUUAUACCUUGAUCUCAGGAUGUUUAAUAAAGCACAGGAGUUGGUGGGUGAGGGCGAAGGCCUGGCGGCUCUGGGGCGGAGGCGCGCGGAGUGGGCGCGGCAUGUGAGCGAGCCCCGCGCCGCUGCUGAGAUGUACCUUGCUGUAGGUGACGUACGUCGCGCCGCACAACUUAUGGCGGACAAUGGACGCAGGGAUAUGUUAAUAGAGUUGGCACGUAAACUGGAUAAGGGGUCAAGUGAGUCGCUCCGGCACGUUGCUGAGGCGCUGGUGUCAGUAGGAGAGCCGGCAGCCGCCGCUGAUGUUUAUCAACGUCUUGGUGAUUAUAGGAAAGUAGCGCAGUUAGCAAUAUCCGCUGGCGAAUGGCAGCGAGCGUUCGCACUUGUUCGCGAACACGCGGAGUGCAAGAGCGAUGUUUACUUACCGUACGCACAUCGUAUGGCACAGGAGAACAAAUUCAUUGAGGCACAGAAAGCGUAUCAUAUGGCAGGUGAAACGGCGACAGCGAUGCGUGUAUUCGCCGUGUUAGUUGGAAAUGCAGUAGCUGAGGAACGGUUCUCGGACGCCGGAUAUUUACAUCAUCUACUUGCCCUCCAAUGCUUAGAGACUGCUAAUGUUACUACAGACAAAGCUCGUGAAUCAGCGCUUCGUAGAUACGAGAGUAACUCUGGUUUGUCGGCAGUAUACAACGCCUACGAAGCUGUGCACCGCUGUGUUCACGAGCCAUUCUCAUUGACACAACCAGACACGUUACUGAAUGCUGCUCGGUAUGCAUACGCAUACGUAGAAGAUAACAUUCUACCGCCGGGAUUGUCAUUAUUCUGUUUGUAUUUAUGUAUCGCAAAACAAGCAAAAACAUUGAACGCGAACACAUUAGCGCAGCAAAUGUUUGAUAAAAUACUCAAUCUACAAGUACCACAAAAAUUUCAAGAAAGCGUGGAAUUAUUAAUACUAAAGAGUCGGGCUACAAGUUGUGUUGAUAAUGAAGAGGAAGUAGCGCCAUUGUGCUGGCGUUGUCGGAGACACGUGCCAGCAUUGUGCGCCAGCAAGUGUCCCCAUUGCUAUCAUCGUCUUGCACAUUCUAUGGCCACGUAUGAAGUGCUUCCCCUAGUGCAAUUUGUACCAGCGGAGGGUAUAUCUAUGGAAGAAGCGUUUGACCUUUUAGAACGAACGCCGCUGCCCGAAGCUGCAGUCAAACAAACUAAUGAAGCUGAUAUACUUAGAAUAGACCACGACAUCGAUUCCUCGGAUCCAUUCUUAGAUAAAAUUGAAGAGGAGGAUGAAGCUGGUGUAGUUGUGUGCAGUCGCAAUGCUUUGUUGCGUAUGAAUCCUGCAAGUGUAGUUGUAGUACAACGACCGCCGCUGACUACACGAUUCUAUAGAAAUAUGUUACCCGAACUACCUAUAGCUACCUGUACACACUGCCAGAAUCUGUUUUAUAUGGAGGAUUAUGAAAUACAAAUUGUUACUAAGGGUCAUUGCCCAUUCUGUCGUCAUCCACCCGAAGAGAUCAAUGAAGAUGUAGAUGACUCGUUACUCAAUGGAUCUGAUGGCUCAACACCGGACAGUGCGAGCAAUGGACAUAAUACAUGGCGAUAGUCACAAUACCAGGGUCAUGAAACUAUAUAUGCAAAUACUUGAUACUGCUAAGUAGUUCAAAUUAUAAUGGUACGAAAACAAAACAAUUAUUACGAUGUAACACUCCGCGACCUUUCCAAAAUCUUCGUGAACUUUCGACUAAAUUCGGCGGAGCUCGGAAUUUUCGUACCACGGUAAAAAUCCGAGCUCUCGUCAUGCGUUUUGUACUAAACGUUCCGUUUUACGAGCCGUUAACUAUCUCUAUACUUUACAUCGAAAAUAAGUAUUAUAAAUAUGUUUAGAGCUUAAUUUUUAAUAUGGAUUAGAAUGUUUUAUAGUAAUUAUAAAAUAUAUUGGAAUUUAUUCGAUCGCCGUAAGAACGCAUUUAAAGACGAGCCACUAAAUACCAUGUACAAUCAAAUUCAAUGAAAAUGACAAAUUACAAACUUAUUUAAACAAACAAUAUAACACAAUCACUUUAAAUUAUUAA
This is a messenger RNA of Papilio polytes (common Mormon), 4127 nucleotides long. It is a transcript of the gene Oseg1, whose product is annotated as intraflagellar transport protein 122 homolog. NCBI's taxonomy places the organism in Eukaryota, Metazoa, Arthropoda, Insecta, Lepidoptera, Papilionidae. Gene Ontology annotation, molecular function: protein binding. Gene Ontology annotation, cellular component: non-motile cilium; intraciliary transport particle A. The transcript has 23 exons. The record is from RefSeq and is a predicted model, not a curated record. The coding region runs from base 110 to 3658 and encodes 1182 amino acids. Gene Ontology annotation, biological process: intraciliary retrograde transport; protein localization to cilium; non-motile cilium assembly.